Molecule: messenger RNA, 1002 nt
Organism: Diplodia corticola
Lineage: Eukaryota; Fungi; Ascomycota; Dothideomycetes; Botryosphaeriales; Botryosphaeriaceae
Product: gibberellin 2-oxidase
Exons: 3
Coding region: 1-1002 (333 amino acids)
Molecular function (GO): dioxygenase activity
Source: RefSeq, a predicted model, not a curated record
AUGACUUUGAAUCUCGCACCUCUCAACCUGUCCGACUUCAUCACUGGCAGCGCUUCUAAGCGUAAUGAGUUCACAACAAAGUUGCUCGGUGAUCUGGCGCGAACGGGAUUUUGCAAGAUCACCGGCCACGGUUUCUCCGAAGAGGAUGUAGAGAGACUGUUUAGCCAUAGCAAGAAGUUUUUCAAAAUCUCACCGGAGUCCAAGACGGCGAUUGCACACAUUCCGGGGCCCGAGCCGCAGAGAGGCUGGUCGCGCAUUGGGUCUGAGAACACGACGAAGCUGUUCGGACGCUUGGAGAACAAUGGCUUCGAUACCGAGCGCCAAGAUGCAAGAGAGCAUUUCGACCAGGGUCCAACAACCGACACGGCCUAUCCAAACAAAUGGCCAGCCGAGGCCGAGCUCCCAGGCUUCAGAGAAGAAAUGGAGGCCGCCUUCCUGAAGUUCAAGGGCGUGAGUGACGAUAUCCUGAGCGCGCUCGAGGAGGCCUUGAAUCUCCCGGCCGGAGCUUUCCGCGGCAUGGUCAGCAACGACGCCAGCGAGUUCCGACUGAACCACUACCCGUCCAUCUCGGUCGAGGAGAUGCGGAGAGGGCAGAAGAGCCGGAUAUGGCCCCACUACGAUCUUGGCGUCAUCACUUUGCUCUUCCAAGACAGCGUCGGCGGCCUCGAGAUCGAAGACCGCACCCGGGGCGGCAACGACGCCUUCUUACCCGUCACGCGCGGCGCGCCCAGCGAGCUCGUUGUCAACAUCAGCGAGACCUUUCAGCGUUGGACCAACGGUUUCAUCCCCGCCGGUCUACACCGCGUCACCACGCCCGCCCAUCUGAAGAGCCUGGAGAGCGGCGUGCUCCCUGAGCGGUACUCGAUUGCCUACUUCUGCAAGGCCGAUCGCCAGGCCAAUGUGGGCCCGCUUGAGCGCUUCGUCACCGAAAACACACCGGCUGCGUAUGAUGAUGUCACGGCGAUGCAGUAUCAACAACGGAGACUGCUCCAGGCCUACUGA